This is a messenger RNA of Siniperca chuatsi (mandarin fish), 2975 nucleotides long. Its product is annotated as fez family zinc finger protein erm. NCBI's taxonomy places the organism in Eukaryota, Metazoa, Chordata, Actinopteri, Centrarchiformes, Sinipercidae. Gene Ontology annotation, cellular component: nucleus. The record is from RefSeq and is a predicted model, not a curated record. The transcript has 8 exons. Bases 291 to 2222 code for a protein of 643 amino acids.
CAUAAAACCCAACAGAAGAAGAAGAAGAAGAAGAAGAAGAAGAAGAAGAAGAAGAAGAAGAAGAAGAAGAAAUGUUUGUGGAACCGGAAAUGACGCCAUAUGUUUGCGGUGGGAGCUUGUGGACAGAAGAGGAAAAGCUACUUUAGCUUAGCCGUGUUUUACCCGCUCAACAUUUAAACGCGUAGAAUUCCCACUGUUGCUGUAAUGGUUUGACCAAACCUCCAGCAUAUCCUAAUCCUGCAGGAGGAGUUAAACGGUAUUUCCAAAACGACCAACCGACUGUGGGAACAAUGUCCAGCCGCUUGGCCUUCCAGACCCAGCUGGCCUCCAUCAUGGAGGUACUGGCUAAUGCAGCAGUGGCGGAGAUCUGUAAGCUGGUGGACGACGACUAUGCGGUGGUGAGUUUACAGAUGUCUCAGUGCCAGAGAGAGAACAAAGCCCUGAAGAGGAAGCUGCAUCUGCUGGAGCUGAAGAUGGCCCGGGGAAAUGCCGAGAGGAGGCUCCGGGAGAGCGCCAUGAACAGCAGCCGACCAAGGGUUCAGAUAAACACCAGCGACAGGCUCCGAGAGUCCUCGCCUUCCGCCGAUGAUGUGUUUGAGCAACAGAUGGAUGUGGAUCUGUGGUCUGGCAGAGCUGCAGCAGGGAAUGCAACCAGCGAGCUGAUCCAUUCUGACAGCAUCCAGAGUAAGUCUCCAGACGUAGAGCUGGUGGAGCCAGAGGCAGUGCUAGUGAAGGAGGAGAAGGUGGAGGCAAACAUGUCACGAGCUGAAGAAACAGAGGGAGACGUGCCACUUAUAGGAGAUGAUGGAGUGGUGGAGUGUGUUCCUUGUGGAGCUGCAGGGCAGAGACCCAGCCUUGAACAGCAGGACACCCAGUUGCAGCCCCAGAUCCAGAGCAGCAGGACGAGGCGUCCCGGCAGCAGCAGCAGCAGAGGAGUGGAGAAGGAAGAGGAGCCAGAUGUGGUGCUGGUGAAGGUGGAGGAAGUGGAGCCGGUGACGGGGACUCUGAGCCAGACAGGCCUCAGCAUACAGGAGGGGUUGGUGGAGUCAAGCACUGAUGACUACAAAGCAGUUCUGCCAUUUGAUGAAAACACACAAACGUCCACCAAUCAGCUGUCUGACCUGCAGGAGUCUGGGCGGGGCUUCUCAGAGUCUGCAGCACCUCAGUCGACCCCUGUAACAUCACAAGGCCCCAGCAGUGUAGUGUCAGUCCAGCUGAGGGUACCAGACACCAACACACCAGCCAACCCUAACACUCAACAACAGCAGAGAUCCAGUAACAAUAACCCUCUGAGCUCUGAAUACUCUCUGUUUGAACUGGAGACAUUCUUCACCCGCUGGGCCCCUGAUAAUGACUCUGUAUCGGCCCCCGGUGGCCCUUCAUGUUCUUUCACCACUGAUGACUCAGCAGAGCGUGACCAGGAUGGAGUUAUUAUUGUAGAGACUGAACCACAACCUCACCAUGUGCUUCAGCCACCACAGGGCUCAGUUUCCUCAGCAGUGAGGACGAGUGGAGGAGUUCACAUCCAGCGGUCUGUGUCGCAAGGGGCUCCUGUAUCCAUACCUAUGAGGAUGCAGGCUCCAUCUUCCCAGCCUCCAUGGAGCAGAACACCAGCCAUGCUAAGAAGUGCACAGGCUCAGCUGCUGCGGCAGCCUCGUAACAGCAGCAGGAUCUGUGCAGAGACCACGCUGUCCUCCACCACAGCUGCUGUCAGUAACACUCACAGUGCUGGGAAAACAAGUAGCUCUGGUAUCAGCUCAACCAGUAGUACUAUGAGCUCCACUGUGACCGCACAGUCAGCUUUACCUGCCAGGGGAUCCGCAGCAGCGUUGGCCAGCAUUGAGGUGGCCAUCGCUGCACAGCAUCGAGCCAGCCUUCUGGCUUGCCACAAUAAAAGCCAGGCCGCAGGCAUUGUGCCCGGGGAACGCCGCAGGAAGAGCUACGUAUGCCAAGCCUGCGGCAAGGCUUUCUCCGGCCUGUCCAAUCUGGAAGCCCACGAGAGAGUCCACACGGGGGAGAAACCUUUCCGCUGCGACACCUGCGGGAAACGCUUCUCAGAGGCCGGGAACCUGAAGAAGCACCAGAGAGUUCACACCGGGGAGAAACCCUUCAGCUGUGACCAGUGUGGGAAGAGGUUCGCUUGGAUCUGCAACCUGAGGACGCACCAGCAGUCUGCCACAGGCUGCGGACCACAGGCCAGGGGAGGGUUAGGACUGGGCUGAUCACACAGAGUACACUGGAGCAGCAAUACAAAGGGUGAAACACUUACCAUAUUUACUUAUUUUGUCUUUCAUACUUUCCAGAUAUUUUCUGUCUUUGAUAUACUAUGGUGAAACACUGAACAACUAUUAGCUCUCAGUUAAAAGACCAAACUAGUUUUUUAUGCUUACCAAAGUGGGUUAUGUUGUUUUAGGGUUUUGAAGGUGUUGUUCCAGGCAGUCACUGCUUUCAUUUGAUGCAACUUGAAGUGCAGAUUGAUUUGAUAGUCAGCACUGCAACACCAUGCAACAAUAAGCUGACUUGUACAACAACAAAAUCACACGUUUACUGUGAUGAAUUUUUUUCAAGCAUCUGCAAGUAAAUUUUCAUGCUCUACGGCAUGUUAGGGUGUUAGGGAAAGCACAUUAAAUAUUCCAGCAGACUUUGGAAUGCUUUGGGAAAUUGUUGGUACUAAUGUAAUUUAUACUUGACUUGUGCUAAAUGGGCUAAAAUGUCAUCUGCUCUUUCUCUAACUUGUUCUCACGUGCGGACAGAAAUGCCCAAGUGUUGUGCCACCACCAGUUAACCUCCCAACUGGAAAGAGACAACAUUAGUUUAAUAAAAUAUAAUCCUACUGCACAUGUUUAAAUAACACUGGCGAUAUGACAUGUUUCUGUAGAGGAUCAAAUGGAAAGAACAAAUGAAGAGUUUUAAUGGUGCCAGCCCAAGCCAAAAGCUUGUUAUUGUGAAUAUUAAAAUGACACUGAAAGAUUCAU